Paramormyrops kingsleyae is the source of this 529-nucleotide messenger RNA. The record is from RefSeq and is a predicted model, not a curated record. Lineage: Eukaryota; Metazoa; Chordata; Actinopteri; Osteoglossiformes; Mormyridae.
AUCAUACGCCUUCAACAUGAAGAGCAGUGUGGAAGAUGAGAACCUGAAAGGCAAGAUUAGUGAGGAUGACAAGAAAAAGGUCAUUGACAAGUGCAGGGAGGCCAUCACUUGGCUGGAGAACAAUCAGCUGGCUGAGAAGGAGGAAUAUGAACAUCAGCUGAAGGAGCUGGAGAAAGUGUGCAGCCCCAUUGUCACCAAGCUGUACCAGGGAGGGACACCAGCUGGGGGCUGUGGCAGUCAGGCUCGGUCAACUUCCGCGUCCAACUCUCAGGGCCCAACCAUCGAAGAGGUGGAUUAAACAUGGCGAUGUCUUACCUAUGGACUUGUAAAAUAUUUUCACAAAAAAUCUUAAUAUUAAAAAAAAGAGACCUAAUUUGAAUGUUUUUUUUUUAUUUCAGUCCCACAUGGAAGAUACCAUGAAAUGUAUUACAGCAUUAACUUGUGUUCACUGUAAUGGUGCCAAAUGUACUUUUAGAUGGGUGGGAAGUAAAAAAGUGACCAACUGAAUGUUUUAGUUUUAGUUCAUUGC